Ilyonectria robusta is the source of this 1165-nucleotide messenger RNA. RefSeq lists its product as uncharacterized. NCBI's taxonomy places the organism in Eukaryota, Fungi, Ascomycota, Sordariomycetes, Hypocreales, Nectriaceae. Bases 156 to 1094 code for a protein of 312 amino acids. The transcript is spliced from 2 exons. The record is from RefSeq and is a predicted model, not a curated record.
ACGAGUCAGUGCGGUGUGGUGCAACGGGAGGAGAAUCAUGUCCCACCCAAACACUAAAGGUAAGCAGGUCGCAUAAAUAUGGACGCUACGUGGUACGCUCAAGCGAGAGGAGCCGGCAUCUGUUCCUCCUCCCCUUCCGAACAUCACCGAACGUCAUGGAUCAACUUGGCCCCAAUUACCCGCUCGUUCUGUUGCAGCCGAUGCAGCAGCGAUCAGAAGUGCGCAAUACCACGGAUGAUUGGACUGGCGUGACAAGCACGGCCCAGAGGAGAAAACUACAGAACCGGCUUAAUCAAAGGGCUCGCCGAAGAAGAAAGAUGGAACUGAACCCAGGUGGCGCUGCAAAUAGCAACGCCCAUGCGAUGAUAGCAUCUGCAGCCAUGUCUCCUCAUUAUGCGGACAGCCUAGUGCAAGCAAAACACCUGGUGGACCGCCAUGGUACAGAGGAUGCUCGUAAAGAUCAGACCUCGCAACGGCUGCGUUGUCAUCUAGUAAGCGAAGAGAAGCAGAUGAUGGUCCGUAAAUUUGCGCAACAAGCCUACGUCGAGUACGUGGCGGGGAUGCAUUGCCUCGGCAACCUCCCAACCUUGAUGGGAGUCAACGUCUUCUACGCGCUGUCCCGCAAUGCUACAGCUCUGGGUGUUACCGAGGAGUGGCUCCUAUGUGAUGGCUUGUCACCGUUCUCUUGCCAGGGGCCUGGCUUGGGCGAAUACUCAUUGGAAGCAAUGGAAACGCCUACAAUUUCCCGUCCCCAGUCCCUCCAUCCAACGGGAAUGCAGCUUUCCAUUCCCCACCACCCCUGGAUCGAUCUAUUCCCUGUGCCUCGAUUCCGAGACAACGUUCUGGUUGCGAUUACCAAAGCUGACGCAAUCGACGAAGAUGAGCUGUGCUACGACAUGGUCGAAGUCACUGACGGCGGUGUGACAGACAAGGCAGCACUUAUAAUCUGGGGCGAACCGUGGGAUCCGCGGGCCUGGGAGGUGAGCGAGACCUUCUUAAGGAAGUGGGGGUCGUUGCUAGAAGGCUGUUGGGAAAUGCAGGAGGCGACAAAUUACUGGCGUGCGAAAAGAGGAGAAAAGAGGCUCACAUUUUGAUGCGUUAUGGACCACAUGUGAGGGGCAAGGAGCGCUGCGUGUUUAUAGUAUCAUAGUAACGGAAAGGAAAC